Molecule: messenger RNA, 201 nt
Organism: Plenodomus lingam JN3
Lineage: Eukaryota; Fungi; Ascomycota; Dothideomycetes; Pleosporales; Leptosphaeriaceae
Source: RefSeq, a predicted model, not a curated record
AUGUUGAAUGAAGAUCUGCCGACAGUCGUAGACCUUCCCAAAAGUGGCGAACGCAGAGACGCUAAAGAAGAUGAAGGGCAGUGGCAGAUUGUGUCUGCUCUAUACCCCUAUGCAACUACCUCUCCCCUCCUGCCUUCCCACCCCCACAUCGUCUCGGUGGUACAUUGGCGAUACCACGGUAUCAAGCCUGAGCAAAUCUGA